Molecule: messenger RNA, 738 nt
Organism: Fraxinus pennsylvanica
Lineage: Eukaryota; Viridiplantae; Streptophyta; Magnoliopsida; Lamiales; Oleaceae
Source: the annotation of a GenBank genome assembly
AUGGUAUUCAAGGCGAACCCGUUAGCUCUAAGCGUACCUGAACCCGCUUUCGAGUCCUGGCUCCGAGACUCCGGCUACCUCGAAAUCCUCGACCAGCGCACCUCCGACCUCCACCGCCUCUCCGCCGCCGAUUCCACUUUCGAGCUCCGUAAUUCCGCCGCUGACUCCACCACGACUUCGAUCAUAUGUAGCGGCUUCUUCGUAUCACUCUUCUCCCGCAUUUGGACCCUUCUCUCGCUCAUUACUUUCAACCCCUUCUCCAAGCUCGUCGCCGAGGACUUCUCCGGUGACACGCCUUCUUGGACCCUCGCGUUUUUCGGCUCCUCUGAUUCUUACUCCUUCCCUUCUUCUCCUUCCCAGGCUCGUCUCCGUGUCCACGAGAAUGUCAAACGCUUUGCUCGCAAUUACGCCUUCCUUUUCAUCGUCUUCUUCGCUUGCUCUCUGUAUCAAUUGCCACUAGCUCUUCUUGGGUUGAUAUCAUGUUUGGCACUCUGGGAUGUAUUUAAGUUUUGUGCUUAUCGGUGGGAAUUAUAUAGGCGCCCUUCUCUCAGACAGGCCUUGCUUCACAUUGCCCAGUGUGCAACUGCAAUUAUUCUGUUCUUUUUCAAUGUUCAAUUGGCCCUCUUAUUUGCUCUUGGCGUCAGUUACGCAGUCCUGAUUGUACAUGCCUCGUUUAGGAAGUUGACCCCUGCAAAGCAAUCUCAGAGAGAUGGAAAUAGAAGGAUUGACCAAAGAUGA